AGAAGAAGGCGAUGGCGUCAGCAAUGCAUUAUGGGAAAGAUAACAACAAACGGUCCAGUUGGGAAUAAUACUUUUUGCUAGUAAAGUAGCCUAACGUAGGAUACAUUUUCAUAAUAAUAAUAAGCAAAAUGAUUAUUUAAAGCAGGCUGUGACUUGCACAUAUUUCGAGUUGGAAAUGUUGCGAGUCGACUUCCCAAAAGCAAAGAAAUAUGUCCGCAAGAGAAGCGUCGUGUGGCGCUUCUUUAAACCCGUGGAGUCGGGUUCUGUCCAGUGUCUGCUGUGCGGCGAGUGUCAGCCCAGGAAAGGACACGGCAGCACCACGGUUAUGCUCAGACACCUGCGUCUCAAACAUCCCACAGACGUGGUCAGAAAAUGCAAAGGGCCGAUGCCUGGAUGCACGGAAGCUCACUCAGCCACGGAGACGGACGGCGAGCAGUUCUGCUCCGCUGAAGUGGCACUGGAGGAUGGCAACGCAGAUCAUUUAACCUCUGUGAAUAUAUGUGACAUCAAUGGCACAGUGGAAUCUGCAGAGGGAGGUCUGGCUGAGAAAAUGACACAAGAGGAGACAAGUAACGAUGAACCUGUAACACAGAGAGGAAACAAGCGAAGCCUGAUUUGGAGGUACUUCAGUCGUUUGGAUGGUUUGGAUUCGGCGCUCUGCCACCUCUGCAUGAAGAAGUUACAGUGCAUUAGAAGUGGUGGAACCGGCAACCUGCAUAGACACCUGUCCAAACGACAUCCAGAGGAGUUUUCAAGCCUACUGGCUGAAGGACGCAACCGGCACUCAUCUUGUUCAACAGCAAGCUCAAAGACUGGUGGUGACACAUCAGCAUCACCAGAGAGUGUUGAGGAAACAGAGCAGAGAUUUUAUUCAGUGGAAGUAGUCCUGGAAGAUGGAGACUCUGACAACCCUGCAUCUGUGAACAAAUCUGACAUAGCCAUGGUUAAUAUCUUAGUGGAAGCUGCUCAGGAAGGUCAACCAAUGAAACACAAAGAGACGAGUGCUAUCCACCCUAUAACACAAAGACGGCACACACGGAGCUUGAUUUGGAGGCAUUUUGAGCAUUUAGAGAGUUUGGAUUGUGCACGAUGUCGCAUUUGCAUGAAGAAGUUACAGUGCUUUAGAGGUGGUAGCACCAGCAAUCUGCGUCGACACAUGUCCAAAAGACAUCCAGAGGAGUUUUCUAGACUAGUGGCUGAAGGACGCAACCGGCAAUUAUCCAGGUCAGCAGCAAGCUCAAAGACUGGUGGUGACACAUCAGCAUCACCAGAGACUGUUGAGGCCAUAGAGCAGAAAUUGUUUUCAGUGGAAGGAGCCCUGGAAGAUGGAGAGUCAGACAACCCUGCAUCUGUGAACAAAUCUGACAUAGCCAUGGUUAAUGGCUCAGCGGCAGCUGCUCAGGAAGGUCAACCAAUGAAGCGCAAAGAGACAAGUGCUACCCACCCUGUGACACAAAGACGACGCACACGGAGCUUGAUUUGGAGGCAUUUUGAGCAUUUAGAGAGUUUAGAUGGUGUGCGAUGUCACAUUUGCUUGAAGAAGUUGCAGUGCUUUAAAGGUGGUGGAACCGGCAACCUGCGAAGACACAUGUCCAAAAGACAUCCAAGGGAGUUUUCUAGACUAGUGGCUGAAGGACGCAACCGGCAAUCAUCCAGCUCAGCAGCAAACUCAAAGACUGGUGGUGACACAUCAGCCUCACCAGAGACUGUUGACGCAACAGAGGAGAGAAUUUUUUCAGUGGAAGUAGUCCUGGAAGAUGGAGAGUCAGACAACUCUGCAUCUGUGAAAAAAUCUGACAUAGCCAUGGUUAAUGGCUCAGUGGCAGCUGCUCAGAAAGGUCAACCAAUGAAACACAAAGAGACAAGUGCUACCCACCCUGUGACACAAAGACGGCACACACGGAGCUUGAUUUGGAGGCAUUUUGAGCUUUUUGAGAGUUUGGAUGGUGUGCGAUGUCGCAUUUGCAUGAAGAAGUUACAGUACUUUAAAGGUGGUGGCACCAGUAACCUGCGUAGACAUAUGUCCAAAAGACAUCCAGAGGUGUUUUCUAAACUACUGGCUGAAGGAAGCAACCAGCAAUCAUCCAGCUCAACACUAAGCUUAGAUGGGAAUGAUGAAACAUGUACUCCAUCCAAGACUGUUGGUGUGACACCGCAGAGGUUGUUUUCAGGUUCAAGAGUUCCUGAUGGAGCGGAGUGUGUGUGGAGGAGAGAGAGGGAGCUGAUAGAAGAAUUGAGGAGAGCACAGCAGCAGGAGGCUCAGGCUUUGGAGCAUCAGAGGGAGUUGCUGCAGAAACUGCGCGCAGCAGAUGCCAGAGAGGCAGCUGCAGAGCGAGAGAAAAUUGGGUCAUUGAGGAAAGCGCAGGAGGAAGAAGCAAAGGAUUUAAAAAGACAGCAAAUGGAGCUGCAGACGGAAAAGGAUGUGCUACAAAAGAAAUGGGAAGAGUUCCAGCUAGAAAGAGAAAUGCUUCUCUUGUUCCCUAAAAACCAAUAAAACUGACUGACUGACUGUUACAAUAUGCUUUACUAGUAUAGUACACAAGGUUAUCUUUUUAACCUUUUUAAUCUUUAAAAAACUUUCAACUGUUUGUCCCUUAAUACUAUGGCACGGCAUCUUCUCAACCUGGGAGACCUGAUUUGAAAGUAUUCUAGGGGUUAUACUUUAUGCUUCACACAGAUGAUCAUUUUGAGAGCAUGAUCGUGAUAUUAACCCUUUUAUUAAAUUAUUUUCCAGCAACAUGCAUGGAGUGUUAAAAAUAACAGGAACGAAUUUGACAAGAACACUGUAAAAAAUGAAAUUUAAUGUUGUUGCAUAUUUUUAUAAAAUAAAUGAACAAAUAACUACUGGUUCAGUGCUUUGGUAAAUGUAGAUGGGGAGUUACUUUAGUGCACUUAUUCUGAAGCUGGAACUGCAGAACUAUGAAAUAAUGCAGUAAUUUCCCCGCUGUGGGACUAAUAAAGGCAUUCUUAAUGUCCGAUUUAUUAUAUCGUGCGUCCGUCCGCACGUGUCCGGCGCAUGCGCAAAUUCGACCCCGAAAAUAACCCACAGCGCGGUCUCUCAGGUACUUCUAUUCUUACCACCCGCAGAUUAGGGAGAAAACGUGUCUUUAUGUUGCAGGAUAUUAUCCAUAGUCCUACAGGCAGUUAUAAAUCACGUUAUAAAUUGAAAGAGGAUGACCUAACCUUCCUUACAUUACCCUGGGAAGAAGUACUGCCUGACAGGUUAAACCCAGGGAGAAUGUGCACCGACGGGAACGUUGGGAAGAUGGCUGACAGCGGCUCCGUGGCAGUGAAGAGAUGCAACUCUGGGUCGGUGUCCUCCGUGAGUAUGGAGACUAUCUCGACCCUGACGGAGCUGGAGGACCUAGAGAAAGUUUACCAGCAGCUCUGUGUCGAAGAG
Molecule: messenger RNA, 3400 nt
Organism: Betta splendens (Siamese fighting fish)
Lineage: Eukaryota; Metazoa; Chordata; Actinopteri; Anabantiformes; Osphronemidae
Product: zinc finger BED domain-containing protein 4
Exons: 6
Coding region: 176-2494 (772 amino acids)
Molecular function (GO): DNA binding
Source: RefSeq, a predicted model, not a curated record